This is a messenger RNA of Fusarium tjaetaba, 342 nucleotides long. Its product is annotated as shwachman-bodian-diamond syndrome. NCBI's taxonomy places the organism in Eukaryota, Fungi, Ascomycota, Sordariomycetes, Hypocreales, Nectriaceae. The transcript is spliced from 3 exons. Bases 1 to 342 code for a protein of 113 amino acids. The record is from RefSeq and is a predicted model, not a curated record.
AUGGCUCGCGGCGAGACUCAGCAGACCAAGGUCCAUUACAAGGGCAGCGACGACUUCAUCAUCUUCAUUGAUGAUGUUGAGACCUACCAGAAGUGGAAAAGCGACAAGAGCAUUCCUCUUGCUCACUUCAUUUCUUCCUUCAAGAUCUUCCUGACACACAACCAAGGAGCUCAGGGAAGUCUCGAUGCUGCUUCAAAGGCCGCUCUUGAGAACGAGUUUGGUACUUCUGUCGACGAUGAUGUCAUCAAGCAGAUUCUUGAGAAGGGCGACACUCAGACCGUAGAGUUCCCCGAGCGUCAAGGUCCCAAGAACGACAGCAAGGGCCCUAUGAUCUCCCACUAG